AUGGGGCCCUACGCAGCCAUGCCCCAUGGGGGCCCCCAGGGCGCUGCUGCUAUGGACGACGCUGCAGCAGGAGCUGCUGGCAGGGAACAAAGCGGCCCGCCGGGGGCGAACAUCUUCGUCUUCCACGUGCCGAACGAGUGGAACUACUUCGACCUGCUGAACUCGUUUUCGCAGUUCGGGCCAAUUGUGUCCGCGAGAGUGGCCAUGGACCGGCAGACUGGCCGCAACAAAGGCUACGGCUUUGUGUCUUUCGAAACUCCCGAAGCAGCAGCAGCAGCAGUUGCUGCGAUGAACGGCUUUUUGGCCGGCGGCAAGCGCCUCAAGGUGACCAUCAAGAAGGGGGAGGAGCAGCACGCGGUGCGGGCGUCUCCGGGGGCCUACGCGCCGCAGCCUGCGGCGGCGCUGGGCGCGGGGGGCCCCCACUCCGGCGCGCACGGCGGCUUCGGGGGCCCCGGGGGCCCCCAGCAGCAGCGCUUCGCCCCCUACUGA
Molecule: messenger RNA, 489 nt
Organism: Eimeria tenella
Lineage: Eukaryota; Apicomplexa; Conoidasida; Eucoccidiorida; Eimeriidae
Exons: 3
Coding region: 1-489 (162 amino acids)
Molecular function (GO): RNA binding
Source: RefSeq, a predicted model, not a curated record